Messenger RNA from Selaginella moellendorffii, 2415 nucleotides. Its product is annotated as protein CNGC15b. Gene Ontology annotation, molecular function: protein binding; voltage-gated potassium channel activity. The coding region runs from base 164 to 2320 and encodes 718 amino acids. Gene Ontology annotation, biological process: transmembrane transport; potassium ion transport. The record is from RefSeq and is a predicted model, not a curated record. The transcript has 7 exons. NCBI's taxonomy places the organism in Eukaryota, Viridiplantae, Streptophyta, Lycopodiopsida, Selaginellales, Selaginellaceae. Gene Ontology annotation, cellular component: membrane.
CGUUCCAAGGCGAAGCUAAUAGCCUGGCGGGCGAGCUAUGGAGGGCGCGACGAAUUCAGCCCUAAUGUGGCGCGCUAGCUAGGGUGCGCGGGGGCUCGCAGGAUUGGUCGUAAGCGCGCAUUCUCUAGGCGUGGAGCGAGGCGGGGAUUGAAUCACCACGGCGAUGCGGGAGUUUGGGCGCGUCAAGACGCAGAAAAUGGAAGGCCGGGUCAAGAAAUUCGUGAGGUUUGAGAGCGAUUACCUCGACUUUGAUGCCGAGGUUCCUCACACAUUUGCUUUUGAGACGAUUAAGCCGGGCAGUGGCGAUGUCCAUGGCAUCAAGCACGGAAGCAGAUGGUUCUCGGGGCUGGGCAGCUUACAGAGGUUUGGGAGGUCUCUAAAUUUUGGGGCCAGGGUCUUCUCCGAGGAUCACGAGCUCUCCGAGACCAGGAUCUUUGAUCCGAGAAGCCGAUUCAUACAGCAAUGGAACAACUUCUUCAUACUCUCGUGCUUGCUCGCGGCCUUCAUCGACCCAUUAUUCUUCUACCUCCCAGUGAUCAACCAGACGAGGAAUUGCUCGCAGCUCCGGAACAGCCUCAAAGUUGUCGUCACUGUUCUUCGCACGAUCAUCGACUGCUCCUACCUCUUUCACAUGCUUCUUCGGUUCCGGACGGCAUUCAUUGCUCCAUCGUCGCGAGUUUUUGGCCGAGGCGAGCUCGUCGUCGACUCCUGGCAAAUCGCCAAACGUUACUUGUUCAAGGAUUUUGUCAUGGACAUCUUGUCCGUCCUUCCUCUCCCACAGAUUCUCAUCUGGGGGAAUUCUCACCUUACCGCGAACAAGACCAUGAACACGCUGAGAUACAUAGUGCUCGUCCAAUACUUUCCAAGGCUGCUCCGGAUCAUCCCUUUGACAACGCAGAAGCAAAGCACGACUGGGAUCCUGCUGGAAACAGCCUGGGCUGGUGCCGCGUUUAAUCUCCUCCUUUAUAUUCUGGCUAGUCACGUGCUUGGAGCGUGGUGGUAUUUGCUGUCGACCCAAGCUCAAGACCGGUGCUGGAGGAGAAAUUGUUCCAACAGUUGCAACAGUGACUUCUUCGACUGUGGUGUUGAUAUAGACAACUCCGCGCGAACGGAAUGGUUAAAUGCAGUGCAAGCGAGCUGUUCCACAAACUCUACGUUUUCCUACGGGAUUUACAAGGACGCUCUUGACAAUGGAAUCAUCUCUACUGGACUAGACUUCGUCAACCAGUACUUUUAUUGCCUCUGGUGGGGUCUUCGCAAUUUGAGCUCGCUCGGUCAAGGCCUUGCAACAAGCAAUUACGUGGAGGAGACGCUGUUUGCCAUUCUGAUUGGUAUACUUGGCUUGAUCUUCUUCGCGUUUCUCAUUGGCAAUAUGCAGACUUACCUUGCGUCAAUAACCGUCAGACUUGAAGAGAUGAGACUCAAGCGGCGAGAUUCCGAGCAGUGGAUGCGUCACAGGCAACUCCCUCCCGUCCUUCGUGAUCGAGUUCGACGCUAUGACCAGUACAAGUGGGUCACAACCAGAGGAGUUGACGAGGAAAUGCUCGUGCAAACAUUACCUCUGGAUCUCCGACGCGAUAUCAAGCGCCAUCUUUGUUUGGACCUUGUUCGACAAGUUCCAAUGUUCGAUAAAAUGGACGAGCGGCUACUAGAAGCUAUUUGCGAGCGUUUGCAACCGGUACUCCACACCGAAGGCAACUACAUCGUCCGAGAGGGAGACCCGGUGAACGAGAUGCUCUUCAUCAUCCGGGGACGCCUCGAGAGCGUGACAACAAACGGUGGACGAACCGGCUUCUACAACGUCCAAGAGCUCGGGCCCGGUGCCUUUUGUGGAGAGGAGCUACUCACUUGGGCUCUCCAUCCCAAACCAAGCAAGAACCUCCCAUCCUCGACGCGGACAGUCCGAGCACUGGUGGAAGUGGAGGCCUUCUCACUCAAGGCCGAGGAUCUCAAGUUCGUGGCCGGCCAGUUCCGCCGCCUCCACAGCAAGCAGCUCCAGCACACUUUCAGAUACUACUCCCAGCAGUGGCGGACUUGGGCCGUGCUCUACAUCCAGGCGGCGUGGAGGCGCUUCCAGCGGAGGAAGGAGCACGAGCGGCGAGAAACCGUGGAUCAGAGCCUCCAGGAGGCUGCCAUCGACGCCAUCGCUGGGACGAGAACGUCCGGGACGUCGAUCGGGGCGGCGCUGCUGGCGUCUCGAUUUGCUGCGAAUGCUCUUCGCGGUGUACAUAGGAUGAGGCUGGCCAGGGCGGCGGAGCUGACGGUUAAGUUGUCCAAGCCGGCGGAACCGGAUUUUAGCGCUCCAGAGGAGGACGAGUAGCGCUCUAAAGAGAGAGAGGAGAGCUUCUCUCUCUUUUUUCCUAGUGUAACAUUUACCCGGGAAGAAGAAGAAAAGAUACGAAGUGUCAAUGGGUC